CUAACUGCGUCUGCCUACUUAAGAAGCAAUGGCUCCUGUCAACGUACUGAACAGCUAUACGCUAAGCGCUAAGGACAAGAUAAAACUCAGAAAGCCCGUGGUGGAGAAAAUGCGCAGAGAUCGUAUUAACAACAGCAUCGAGCAGCUCAAGAGGCUCUUGGAGCCCCAGUUCAAGAGGCAGCAGGCCACCUCGAAACUGGAGAAGGCCGACAUCCUGGAGAUGGCCGUGUGCUACCUGAGAGAGAGCAGCCUGGAGGCGUCGCCGCGACCAGAACAUCUUCAGCAGGGCUAUAGCGAGGGCUUCGCCAAGUGCCUGCAAGAGACUCUGCGCUUCCUCUCUUUUCAUGACCCGAUGAAAUCAUCCCAAGUGAAACUGCUUACUCACUUCCAGAAAGCCGAACCCAACAACCUGCCGGUCCCAAGCAUCCACAAGAGCGACGUGCGGGAGAAUGGCGGCUCCAUCUGGAGGCCGUGGUGAAUCCUCGGUCUGGACACUUGUUUUGGUUCAAAUCAGAGGAUGGAGUGACUUUACUUUUUGCGACAGUCAGAAUAUGUCCUCUUUGAGUAGGAAAUGUUAAUUCCCAAUAUUAUUGUUCGGCAAUAUUUGCCCCGGUUGUUCAGUAGGAGGAAUGUUUCCUUAGCAUUGCCUUUUAGGCUCUGUGCCAGACGUUCGAUAGCGAAUGUUAAUUAGUUGUAAUGCUGUGCUGAUGGAGUUUUAUAAAGUCCUGGGGCACUGUUGGUGGGGAACUAAAAUAUGGAGGUCGGUUGGGUAUUUAGCUUCCUUCAUUUUGAAGAGAAAGUUUUACAUAUUGUAAAAAUUGGUGUCUAUAAUAUUUAUAGAAAGUGUUGUUGCCAAAUGCAAAUUCCCUGCAUCUUCCCCUAUUCUCCCCUCAACAUCUGUAUGAUGCAUAUUGAGAUUGCAUUGAAUAAUCUAAAUAUUACCUUUUGUAAGGUUUAUUGUUGUAUAAAUUUCUUGGAAUUUGCUGAACGUACGUUUUAUAAACCCAUAUACAGCAAUUUUAAUAAACAAUCUAUUUUA
Polypterus senegalus (gray bichir) is the source of this 1039-nucleotide messenger RNA. Its product is annotated as transcription factor HES-5-like. Gene Ontology annotation, cellular component: nucleus. The record is from RefSeq and is a predicted model, not a curated record. Gene Ontology annotation, biological process: regulation of transcription by RNA polymerase II; anterior/posterior pattern specification; regulation of neurogenesis. The transcript has 2 exons. NCBI's taxonomy places the organism in Eukaryota, Metazoa, Chordata, Cladistia, Polypteriformes, Polypteridae. Gene Ontology annotation, molecular function: DNA-binding transcription factor activity, RNA polymerase II-specific; protein dimerization activity; RNA polymerase II cis-regulatory region sequence-specific DNA binding. Bases 29 to 478 code for a protein of 149 amino acids.